Messenger RNA from Hermetia illucens (black soldier fly), 1317 nucleotides. RefSeq lists its product as uncharacterized. The transcript is spliced from 6 exons. NCBI's taxonomy places the organism in Eukaryota, Metazoa, Arthropoda, Insecta, Diptera, Stratiomyidae. Bases 72 to 1283 code for a protein of 403 amino acids. The record is from RefSeq and is a predicted model, not a curated record.
UCUGGCAAUUCAUUCGAAGAUCGCCAGCAAGCGAAACCAGUACUAUCGGGAGUGUAACGAUAGAUUUCACCAUGAGUUUCAAUAAAGAUGAAUUAGAGCUGCCCAAAUGGGUUGAUAGUGACUUUCUACGAACGGUUAUUGAAGAGGGCGGAAAAGGGAAAAAUGUUCAGAUUCACAACUAUGAAAGCACUCCUGCUACGGCACUUGGCGACCAUUUUGCCAGCAUAAUGUUUCGCAUUAAAGUUACUUUUGCUGCCGAUGGGAUUGCGAAUGGAAUUAUUUCCUUAAUCUUAAAAACUUGUCCAGAUGAUGAUGGAUUGAAGAAAGAACUGCUCGAUAGUAUAGAUGUUUUUGGCAUGGAAAUACAUAUGUAUUCACAAGUCCUGACUGAAUGUAGGGACACUUUGGAAAAAUGUGGAUACACGGAUCUGCUCGCACCAAGAGUCAUAUAUUCUUCAUUGACGCCACAUAAAGCUAUAAUUUUUGAAGAUCUUAGAGAACUUGGAUACUUUAUGCUGCCUCACAAUAUCCCGAAUGAGCAUGAAACAAGACUUAUUUUUUCCAAAGUGGCUCAAUACCAUGCCGUUACGUUUAAAAUGAAAGCCGAUGGCCGAAGUGAUCUCAACUUCAAAGCGACCAUUUUCGGUUUAUCGGUCGGCAGAAAAAUGGAUUUUUUCCUAACAGGACCAAAAUUCUUGGCGGAAGUAAUGGAGACUUUUCCUGGCUUCGAAUCAUGUGCAAAUAAAUUGCACAAAAUUACAGCAGAUUGGUUAAUGGAUAAAUGCAUAAAGAUUGUCAAUCAGCCAGCAGUGUAUAGCGUUCUCAACCAUGGCGACUUCCACGUACGCAAUAUGAUGUUCAAAAGGAAUGUAUUUAAUGCUAUUUCCGAGAUUGCUCUGGUUGACUUUCAAGGCCCUCAUUGGGGAUCACCGGCCUAUGAUUUGGUUUAUAUGGCCGCUGUCCUGCCAUAUGAAUUCCGUGAGAUUGCAUUCAGGCAUUAUUUCAACAUCUUUAUUGAUGUCCUGGUGAAAACUGGAUACGAGGGUGAACUGCCCACAUACGAACAAUUGCAAGAAGAAAUCAAAGCUUACAGCUAUUUGGAACUAUACUUUCAAUCAACGUUGGCAGUAUUCGUACACAUGGAUAGAAGCAAGAUGGAUUUUGAAAUGGAAGCACUUAUGGUUGAUCCAGUUGUAAGGAGGAGCUUAUAUAAUGAUGAAAAAUACAUUGCCCAUAUCAAGGACACUGUACCAAAGCUAUUGGAUGUCAUUGACAUUGAAUGAAACCAAUUAUAUUAGGAAAUUUCCUUAAAAAAUG